AUGGUCAACAAACAUGGAUUCACACGUGCCCGCGCACUCUGGAAAGUCAAGCAUCCCACAGCUGAGGAGCCGCCGGACAUCCCGCCAGAACCCCCUCCCCCAGCACCAAGGCCCAAACGCACUGCACUGGACACAACGAGCGAUCUCAACCCGAUCGUCAAGAAGCGUCGAGAAGAGUUUGCUUGCAACCUAUGCGCGGCGUCGUUUAAAGGACAGGUGGGGCUAACAAGGCACCUUCGCUACUUCCACCCCCAGCAAUACCAAAACGCAGAACGUAAACGAGCACGGGAGAUGGAAGAGAAGGCCAAAACCUUGCCUUUUCAAUGCGACCACUGUGGGUUCGGAGCCCUAAGUAAGACGGGGCUCUUAUCCCACAUUCGUGCCAAGCAUCGCUCCCCACAAGACCCGCCACGAGCAGUGAAACCACGGCCCACAUUAUAUUGCCCAAUAUGUCUCAGACCCAUGGGCAACGCUGGAGGACUGGCAAGCCACAUGAAAUACAAGCACCCCGGCGAACAGAAUACUAGAGCACAAGACCCAAACACAAGCACACCAAAACUCCCCAAGAGAGAGAGAGAGGACUCCCCUACCGUGCACGCCACUCCUAUAAAGCAGGAAAAAGAUGAAGCAGAAUUGCCCCAUCUUAAAAAGCGUACGAGAACAGAGGCUUCCUCUCCGACCGACGACCAGCCAAAGAACGAGGGAGCCGCCCCCCUACCGCCCGAGCGGCGGAGAGAGAUACAAUGCUUGGUGUGUUUGAAAUGGUUCGCUUCUCUUGAAUCCGUUCGACCGCACUGCAGAAGAUGUCAUGAGGGCCGCGGGGUUCCUGUAACGGUAAAACGCCGGCGGCUCCAUGAGGAUGCUUCUGAUGACUUGCCUCUUUCUGCCUUCUCGUGCCCCACGUGCGGCUUCCAGUGCCACAGCAAACACGGACUCACUAGGCACCGCAUAGUCAGCCACGGAUUCAGGCCGAACAUUGCGAAACCAAGCCAACGUGGACAGUGCGAAGAGACGAGCAUGCACCUAUUGAGCUGUCCCGCAUUAAAGAGUCUACGCUGUCACUUUGGGGUGGAUGGGGGCGACAUGGAGAAGAUGUGCUUCAUGCAGAAGUUGGCUAAAUACCUGCUUGCAGUGGAAAGGUUUUGUCCUCAACGGCCUUCCCCGACAGAACCGACGCCACCCAUAGAGGUCCAGGAAUAG
This is a messenger RNA of Trypanosoma grayi, 1200 nucleotides long. RefSeq names its product Tbingi protein. Lineage: Eukaryota; Euglenozoa; Kinetoplastea; Trypanosomatida; Trypanosomatidae. Gene Ontology annotation, molecular function: DNA-binding transcription factor activity; RNA polymerase II cis-regulatory region sequence-specific DNA binding. The record is from RefSeq and is a predicted model, not a curated record. Gene Ontology annotation, biological process: regulation of transcription by RNA polymerase II. The transcript has a single exon. Bases 1 to 1200 code for a protein of 399 amino acids.